GGCUUGCAGAGUUUCAAAGCCGUGAGUCGCGGCGGGCCCUGCCUCAUUGCUCGAUCGACCCCCGUGGAGGGGCAAGGAGAAGACGCCGCUGGCGCAGCCGCGGUCCGGGUUAUUGUUUUUAGUUUUGCUCGACAGGUCAGCACGAAUGGAGGACGAGGCAGUGGUCGACCGUGGAUACGUCUACCAGAAGCACAAGUGUGACGAUGAGGAGGUGGAAGGCCACCAUGCCAUCUACAUCGGCGUGCACGUCCCCCGCGGACACCGGCGCAAGCGGAGGCACCGGCGGCGCGGGGCCUCGUCGGGCCGCUCGCGGGACGGGCGGCCGCGCGCGGGCUCCGCGUCCGAGGGGUCGGACGCGGAGCCCGCGUCGAGCGGGGGCGGUGCCGGCAGCGGCGGCGUCGGCAACGGGGAGUGCGUGAAGAACUUCAACUCCUCCGAGGACUUGCUGCGGGCCAGCACGACCUCGCUGGCCGUCUCUCCAGCGGCCGAGCGCGUCCGCUACAUCCUGGGGGACGAGGAGGACGUCCGCACCCCGCAGCUCUUCACCGAGCUCGACGAGCUGGCCAUGGACGGAGACGAGAUGGAGUGGAAGGAGACCGCCAGGUGGCUGAAGUUCGAGGAGAAGGUGGAGGAAGGCGGCGAGCGCUGGAGCAAGCCCCACGUGGCCACCUUGUCGCUGCACAGCCUCUUUGAGCUGCGCACAUGCCUGCAGUCCGGCACGGUGCUGCUCGACCUGGAGGCCUACAGCCUCCCGCAAAUCAUCGAGUGCAUCACUGAGCGGCAGAUUGUGGACGGCCUGCUGCGGCCUGAUCAGCGUGAUCAGGUCACCUUCACCUUGCUGCGCCGCCACCGCCACCAGACCAAGAAGUCGAACCUCCGCUCACUGGCCGACAUCGGCAAGUCCGUGUCGGGAUCAAGCCGAGGCCAAGGUCCCAUGCCUGGGACUAAUUUCCAUCGCUCCACUGAAGAUGUCAGGCUGCGACACAGCCAAAGUCUUGGGCGCUUGAACAGCCCGGGUCUCUCCCGGAGGAGCCUGGGUAUUGGGAUCGGAAGUCUCAAUGACAUCUCGGACAUGCCGGGAAAGGAGCAGAUGACCAACAAGUUCAUGAAGAAGAUCCCGCGCGAUGCGGAGGCCAGCAACGUGCUGGUGGGGGAGCUCGAACUGCUGGAGCGGCCCCUGGUGGCCUUUGUGAGGCUGCAGCAAGCGGUGAUGCUGGGCAGCCUCACAGAGGUGCCCGUGCCCACAAGGUUUCUGUUCAUCUUGCUCGGGCCAAAGGGCAAGGCUAAGUCGUACCACGAGAUCGGGAGAGCUAUCGCGACGCUGAUGUCCGACGAGGUGUUCCACGACGUGGCGUACAAGGCACGCGACCGGGAGGACCUCAUCGCCGGCAUCGACGAGUUCCUGGACGAGGUGAUCGUGCUCCCGCCCGGAGAGUGGGACCCCAACAUUCGCAUCGAGCCCCCAAAGACGCUGCCCUCACCCGAAAAAAGGAAGUCGCACUUCUCGGCCAUGGAGCCGGGAGCCAAUGGGGACGCUCCGCAGGAGGGCGGCGAUGGGGGUGGCGGCGAUGGAGGUGGCGGUGGCCACGGCACCGGGGAGGAGCUGCAGCGCACGGGACGGCUGUUCGGUGGCCUGUUCAAGGACAUCAAGAGGAAGCUGCCAUUCUUCUGCAGCGAUAUCUACGACGCGCUGAGCAUCCAGUCGCUCUCGGCCACCCUCUUCAUCUACUUGGCCACCAUCACCAACGCCAUCACGUUUGGCGGGUUGCUGGGGGAUGCCACGGACAACAUGCAGGGCGUGCUGGAGAGCUUCUUGGGCACGGCCCUGUCUGGCGCUGUGUUCUGUUUGUUCGCCGGGCAGCCGCUCAUCAUCCUGAGCAGCACGGGACCCGUGCUGGUGUUUGAGAGACUCCUCUUUAACUUCAGCAAGGAGAACGACUUUGACUAUCUGGAGUUCCGGCUCUGGAUAGGCCUGUGGUCGGCCUUCAUGAGCCUCAUUCUGGUGGCGACGGACGCCUCCUACCUGGUGCAGUACUUCACCCGCUUCACCGAGGAGGGCUUCUCCGCCCUCAUCAGCUUCAUCUUCAUCUACGACGCCAUCAAGAAGAUGCUCGGCCUCUUCAAUUACUACCCCAUCAACCUGGACUACAAGCCCGACUACAUCACACUCUACAGCUGCACCUGCCAGGCGCCGGACCCAGUCAACUAUUUUGUGAAUGGUACGCUAACAGUGGCAACCACCCUGGGCCCUAACGACACCAUUUUCUCUCUGCCGGACCUGGGCAAUGCGACAGGGCCCGACUGGUCGGCGCUCAGCAAGAAGGAGUGCUCCAAGUACGGCGGCAGCUUGAGCGGCAAGGCGUGCAAGUUCGUGCCGGACGUGGCCCUCGUGUCUCUGCUGCUCUUCAUGGGUACCUACUACACCACCAUGGCGCUCAAGAGGUUCAAGACCGGCCGCUACUUCCCCACCACGGUCAGGAAGCUGAUCAGUGACUUUUCAAUCAUUUUCUCCAUCCUGCUGUUCUGCGGGCUGGAUGCGCUCGUGGGCUUAGAGACGCCCAAGCUGCUCGUUCCCAGCGAGUUCAAGCCCACGAGCGCCAAGCGCGGCUGGUUCGUGCCGCCGUUCGGAGGGAACCCCUGGUGGGUGUACCUCGUGUCCGCAGUGCCCGCGAUCCUCAUCACCAUCCUCGUCUUCAUGGACCAGCAGAUCACCGCCAUCAUCGUCAACCGCAAGGAGAACAAGCUCAAGAAAGGCUCCGGGUACCACCUGGACCUGUUCUGGGUGGCCGUGCUGAUGGCCACGUGCUCCUUCCUGGGCCUGCCCUGGUACGUGGCCGCCACCGUCCUCUCCAUCGCCCACAUCGACAGCCUCAAGAUGGAGACGGAGACGUCGGCCCCGGGAGAGCAGCCCAAGUUUCUCGGAGUCAGGGAGCAGAGGAUUACCGGCGUCCUGGUGUUUGUGCUCACGGGAGUGUCCGUGUUCCUGGCUCCCAUCCUCAAGUUCAUCCCCAUGCCAGUGCUGUACGGAGUCUUCCUCUACAUGGGAGUUGCGUCCCUCAAUGGAGUACAGUUCAUGGACCGCAUAGCGCUCUUCAUGAUGCCAGCCAAGCACCAGCCGGACUUCAUCUACCUGCGCCACGUGCCCCUGAGGAGGAUCCACCUCUUCACCUUCAUCCAGAUUGUCUGCCUGGCCGUGCUGUGGGUACUCAAGUCCACCGUGGCCGCGAUCAUCUUCCCCGUCAUGGUGCUGGCGCUGCUGGUGGUGCGCAAGUCGAUGGAGUGCGUCUUUUCCCAGCACGACCUCAGCUGGCUGGACGAUAUCAUGCCGGAGAAGGACAAGAAGAAGAAGGAGGACGAGAAGAAGAAGAAUAAAAAGAAGAAGAAGAAAUCCAAGGGCGGCACCGACAGCGAGAGCGACGACGAGAAGCUGAGGCCUGUCGCGUCUGCGGAGCAGCUGCGCGCCGAGCUCCUUCCCAACAGCCAGAUGGAUCUCAUGGAUCGCCGUAUCACCCUGCACCUAAAGAUCUCGUGCCCGUCCCCCACCUCCAGCCCCAAGGCGCAGGUGAGCGGCCACUCGGUGCCACAGUUCAAGAUCCAGGUGGACUCGGACUGCGACACGGACCCGGACAAGUCACCGCUGUCCCAGCGCGACCACGGGGGAGAGACCAUGCUGUGAUCCUGGCUGCUGCGACCGCGCGACUCCGAUUGUUCGACUAUAAUCGCGCGAUCCUGGUAUCCGUUCUGUGUCAUCCCUUCCACCGUUGUGUGAUCCCUGCAAUGGUUGUGUUCUCUACAACGAUUAUAUUGUCCGUCCAAUUGUUCUGCAGUCAUCGCAGCCAUUCGAUAUGAUCCUUGCAACUGUUCUGUGAUCCCUGAAACAAGUAUGUGAUCCCUGAAACAUUUUUGUAAUCCCUAAACCAUGUUUUUCCCUGCAACCAUGCUGCAAUUUCUGUGAUGAUUAUGCAAACCCUGUAACGAUUAUGUGAUCCUUGUGGUGAAUCUGCACACUGCAACUUUUCUACAAUCGUCCUACAUUUCGUAUGACGACAGCGCAUUUCUUUUGACCAAACUGUGAUUUUCCCCUGCUACAAUCCCCGCAUCGAUCUCCUUUUUCUAUUGACACAUCCAAACCGUGCCAGCACAGGUUGUUUUCCACUGGAAAUUUUCCACACCGAGCCAUGGCCUCGCGAGACAUUCUCAAUCAAGCCACGCAAGGGCACGGCUAAUGCCUUGUUCAAUGCGCGUGACGUGGGCGCACUGUGAGGUCACAACGUCGGCACGUCACCUUGCACGCGUUUCGACGUCACGUGUUGCGUGCGUGCGGGCGUCUGUGGCACGGCUCGGGUUCUGCGGUGGAAAAACGUCAGCUGAGCCACCGUGGCUUCUGGCUCGGCACGGCACGGGCCCCGGUGCAGCUUGGAUGUGCCAGUGGAAAAAAGUGAUACGUCUUGCGAAGCGCCGACUCGUUGAGGCGUGUGCCCCCCCCCCCCCCCCCCC
Messenger RNA from Petromyzon marinus (sea lamprey), 4497 nucleotides. Its product is annotated as electrogenic sodium bicarbonate cotransporter 1-like. The record is from RefSeq and is a predicted model, not a curated record. Lineage: Eukaryota; Metazoa; Chordata; Hyperoartia; Petromyzontiformes; Petromyzontidae. Gene Ontology annotation, cellular component: plasma membrane; basolateral plasma membrane. Gene Ontology annotation, molecular function: solute:inorganic anion antiporter activity; sodium:bicarbonate symporter activity; monoatomic anion transmembrane transporter activity. Gene Ontology annotation, biological process: regulation of intracellular pH; transmembrane transport; bicarbonate transport.